Molecule: messenger RNA, 813 nt
Organism: Tilletiopsis washingtonensis
Lineage: Eukaryota; Fungi; Basidiomycota; Exobasidiomycetes; Entylomatales
Product: putative PRE9-20S proteasome subunit Y13
Exons: 4
Coding region: 1-813 (270 amino acids)
Biological process (GO): ubiquitin-dependent protein catabolic process
Cellular component (GO): nucleus; cytosol; proteasome core complex, alpha-subunit complex
Source: RefSeq, a predicted model, not a curated record
AUGUCGCGCCGCUACGACUCGCGCACCACAACCUUCUCGCCCGAGGGGCGCCUCUACCAGGUCGAGUACGCCAUGGAGGCCAUCGCGCACGCCGGCACCGUGCUCGGCAUCCUCGCAAAGGACGCCGUCGUGCUCGCCGCCGAGCGCCGCGUCACCAGCAAGCUGCUCGAGCAGGACACGAGCUCGGAGAAGAUCUACGCGCUCAGCGGCAACAUCCUCACUGGCGUCGCGGGCCUGACGGCCGACGCCAACUCGCUCAUCAACUACGCACGCAACGCCGCCCAGCGGCACCUGCUCUCGUACGACGAGGAGAUGCCCGUGGAGCAGCUGGCGCAGCGGCUCUGCGACCUCAAGCAGGGCUAUACGCAGUACGGCGGCCUGCGGCCAUUCGGCGUGUCGCUGCUGUACGCUGGGCACGACGCACACCACGGCUUUCAGCUCUACCACUCUGACCCGUCGGGCAACUACGCCGGCUGGAAGGCCACGUGCGUCGGCGCCAACAGCGGCACGGCGACGAGCCUGCUCAAGCAGGACUACAAGGAGGACAUCGGUGUGCAGGAGGCCAUGGACCUGGCCAUCAAGACGCUCGGCAAGACGCUCGACGCCACGAGCCUCGACGCCGAGAAGGUCGAGUUUGCAACACUCACGCUCACACCGGCGGGCGAGACGCGCCUGUCCAUCUUCAAGCCGCAGGACAUCGAGCGGCUGAUCCGCCGGAAUGGCCUGGGCAAGAAGGAGGAGGGCGAGGGCGCGACGUCGAACGUGGGCGCCUCGAGCGGCGGUGCGGGCGACGCGAUGGCCGUGGAUGCAUAG